Molecule: messenger RNA, 1267 nt
Organism: Hyaena hyaena (striped hyena)
Lineage: Eukaryota; Metazoa; Chordata; Mammalia; Carnivora; Hyaenidae
Gene: LBHD2
Product: LBH domain containing 2
Exons: 7
Coding region: 693-1055 (120 amino acids)
Source: RefSeq, a predicted model, not a curated record
AAUGGGCUUUCAAGACCCUCAGUGCCAGAGAGAAACGUCCAGAAACUUGGUGCAGUCGAUCAGUCUUUAAGGGCUGAAGAUUCAGUGUUGGUGCAAGACAGAGGCAGCGGCGACGGGUCCAGAGAGGGGCAGGGCGCCCCCAGGACACACAGCAAAGGCCGGGCGUGGCCCGGACACAGCUCCUGCCUCCAGGUGUGCCUGUCUCCUGCGAGAGGCGCGGGACGGAGGGCAGGCAGCCGGGGUUGCCUCUGCAGGCUCAGAUAUGCGCCUCCAGGCCUGUCUUUAAAGACAUCCCGGCCCCCGCCGGCUGCCCCACCAGCUGGGAGCCACCAGCUGGGAGCCCCAGGGGCCUGUAUGCUUCCCGAGGACCCUAUUAGGAGCAUCCCCAGGAGCCUGAGGCCCUUGUCAGCUAACACCUUGGACGAAAACCAGCACCUCGGGUCCCCCAAACCGCAGCCACCGUGCCAGCUCAGGCCUCUGCUGCGGCGUCUCCCCGCUCCCACCACCCUUCUCCAGGGGAUCUUGUGCACAGAGCUCCACCCGUCCCAUGGCCAGAAGAUGGAGGCACUGAGAUUUAGGCACAACAUGCAUUUCUACAAUGACAUCUCUCUGUCUGACUGGUUUACCCUUUUUGGGUCAUCAGAUUGUGAAUUCAUCAGACCGUGAAUUUUGGAUGGAUCUGAUUCAUCCCGAUGAUCCUAGAACCCAGCACUACACUGAACGGACAGCAGACCAGCAUGAGUGCUCCCCAGCCCACCGUGCCAGAGCCAAGCCCGGCUGAGGAGGCUGGAGGCCCAGCAGGGAAGGCUGUGGCAGGUUCCCGGGAGAAGGGCCCUCGGCUGGGCCAGCGACUGCCCUCCAUCGUGGUGGAGUCCAGCGAGGUGGGUUCUGUGGAGAGUGGGGAGCUGCGUUGGCCCCCAGAGGGCGCCCUGAGGGGGUCAGCCCAGAGCCAGGUUGCUUCUGCCCCCUCAGCAAGUCUGCCAGGAGCACCAGGGAAGGUUCCGGAUGACGCUGGCAGUGAGUGUGGCAGCUGCCAGGCCCAGGCCCCCCAGUGAGAAGACUAGGGCUCGGCACCCCUCACCCCUGCUCGCUGACAGCUGAGAGGCCUCAGCCCCAGGGCAGCAGGGCUGCUGCUUGGAGCAGGGAGAGCACAGCCUCAUGGGGUGUGGCCAGGACCCCGGGCCGCCCUCACCAGUCCACAGCCCAGAGGGCCCAUCACACCCUCCUUGCUCCUCGGUAUGAAGCAGAAAUAAAGGCUCUGCUGGUG